This is a messenger RNA of Cryphonectria parasitica EP155, 2163 nucleotides long. RefSeq lists its product as uncharacterized. The transcript is spliced from 2 exons. Gene Ontology annotation, molecular function: inositol phosphoceramide synthase activity. The record is from RefSeq and is a predicted model, not a curated record. Gene Ontology annotation, cellular component: inositol phosphoceramide synthase complex. Bases 721 to 2163 code for a protein of 480 amino acids. NCBI's taxonomy places the organism in Eukaryota, Fungi, Ascomycota, Sordariomycetes, Diaporthales, Cryphonectriaceae. Gene Ontology annotation, biological process: sphingolipid biosynthetic process; inositol phosphoceramide metabolic process.
GUUUCGUUUCUUGGACCUUCCUCUCAUACUUUUAUCGAUCAUCUCGUCUGUUUUCAAGGUUCCCAGACUCAGGUUUUGGCUUUGGUUUUGGCCUUUUCCACCUCCCUCACCUACCUUCUCGCUAUUGCCGUCGUUGCUACCUGCUGUCGGGCUGUUACUUAAUCUUGCCUCAACUCCCUAGCUUCUCAAAUUCCUUGCUCCUAUUCCUCUUCCUCCUUGCUCAGUCGGGCGUGCCUGCGUGCGUGCUAAGCAUCAGCUGAUUUUAUUUGGUUCCUGGGCCUUGCCUGUGCCUUUCGUCAGCCACUACGGAGGUCCCGGGCACGACUCACACGGCGAUUACAAAUUCUUUCCGAUCGCACUUGGAUUUCCUUUUUUUUUUUGGACGGAAAACGUGCCUGCGCUCUGAUCAGCAUUUGGGAUAAACAAUCUUAAUCUUUUCUGCCUCAGUGCUUGCUUAUCUCCCAUCACUGGGGCCGUUUUCGAAUCAUCAGCGUCAUCUGCAGACAGAACAUGAUAUAGAACCAGGCGAUAGAUGAUAGCGUCAUCGACGACGAUCCAAUCCUCGACCAAAAUCACCACAACACACACGACUCCACGCACCUGGGUUGGCAACAUAGAUAUUGCGCCCACACACGUUUCUCUAGCAGCUGCCAGCCGAUCGCCUUCUGAAAUAGAAAAACAGCACCAUCAUACAGCACAAAGCGUCCUGCAUCUGUCAGAAUGCAGGACCUCAGCAACUACUCCCCACAGGCCAAACCGAAGCUGCACAUCCCACACCUGCAGUGGCCCGGCGCCCUCAAGAUCAAGAUUCCAGAGAGGUACCGUUCAGGUGGCGGCGACAGCAGGAGGUCUCGGUCCAGGAAGCCCAGGAGAAAGCAUCAUGACGAGCCGACGAGCCUCACGAGGAUGCAGACCUCGUUCAACCCCAUGGACGGAGUGCGCGCCAUACAACGACACAGAUGGGGGUGGUUGGACAUCCAGUACCCCGCCCUGGCAGGCUUCAUGCUCUUCUCGCUCAUCAUAGCGCCCAUGCCGAUACUCGUCAAGAUUGCCAUCCCGCUGGUCUCCGUGUUCGUGUGUUUGAUGCCUGCAACAAGACAAUUCUUCCUCCCGUCCAUGCCCAUAUGGAUCUACCUCCUCUACUUCUUCUGCAGCCGCUUCAUUCCCGUCCAGUACCGCCCCCAUAUCUGGGUCAAGGUCCUCCCGGCCCUCGAGAAUGUCCUGUACGGCGCCAACAUCUCUAACAUCCUCUCCGCCCACACCCACGCCGUCCUCGACCUGCUCGCAUGGCUGCCCUACGGCAUUGGCCACUUUGGCGGACCUGCCGUGGUCUCUGUCACCACCUUCAUCUUUGCCGCGCCCAAGACGACACCGGUCUUCGCCCGCUCCUUCGGGUGGUUGUGCCUGGCUGGUGUCACCCUCUCGCUCGUGUUCCCUUGCACGCCGCCCUGGUACGAGAAGGAACACGGCCUCGAGCCCGCACACUACGGGAUGUCGGGUUCUCCCGCUGGCCUCGCCCGCAUUGACAAGCUGCUGGGCGUUGACAUGUACACCACGAGCUUCACCACCGCGCCCAUGCCCUUUGGCGCCUUCCCCAGCCUCCACGCCGCCAACGCCACCCUGGAGGCCCUCUUCAUGAGCUUCUGCUUCCCGAAACUGCGCCCGCUCUUCAUCUUCUACGUUGGCUGGUUGUGGUGGGCCACCAUGUACCUGAACCACCACUACGCCAUCGACCUCGUUGCCGGGAGCCUGAUGUCCACUGGGGUCUACACGAUUGCCCGUGCCAGGUAUCUGCCACGCCAGCAGCCCGACAAGAAGAAUCGCUGGGCCUAUGAGUUCGUCGAGAUCGGCGACAAGCCGCGGAACCUCGACGAGGAGUACGGUCUCGUUGGCAAGGCGGACGGUGAGGGGUACAGCCUGGGCCUGCUGGAGCAGCGCGAGGACGAGGAUGAGUGGACCAUUGGGAGCAGCUCGAGCUUCUCUGCCUCGAGCUCGCCCAGGACGAGCACCACCUCUCCGACGCUGCUGAGCCCCAGCACACCCGAUGGCGAGUUCGCGCACGUCACCAUCCCGAUGGGUCUCGACGGCCAGCUGAUGUGGGAGGGCGCCGAGAGGGCGCCGGCGAGAGAGAGCGAGCUCAGUGAGGUCGUCGUUGUCAGGUGA